Molecule: messenger RNA, 534 nt
Organism: Arabis nemorensis
Lineage: Eukaryota; Viridiplantae; Streptophyta; Magnoliopsida; Brassicales; Brassicaceae
Source: the annotation of a GenBank genome assembly
AUGCCAACCAGAGAUAUUAUCACUAGAGCAAUAUCUAGUGCUAAAGAAUGGGCGAUAGGAAAUGAGUGUAAAUCCAAGAUCAAGGAGUCUAUGGUGACUUCGAUUUCCUCUGCAGAAAUACAGGAGGUGACAUGUCACACAUAUGCAGCUUGGAGAGAAGACUUGAAACUAGCAGGACUAGGGUGGAUGCUAUGUAGCCAAUUGACAGGAACUCUUCGCAGUUUCUCUACAUGCGCUACUUUUGUCUCCUCACCAUUAGUAGCCAAAGGCUUGGCUAUCAGGGCGACCUUACAUCAGGCGGUUCAAGAAGGAUUAAGGUCUCUGUCGGUAAAAUCCGACUCCUUUCAAUUGGUUAGAGCCAUCAACUUUGGUUCUAAGAUUACAAAACUUCAUGGAAUUCUCCAUGACAUUUCCCUCCUAUCUUUACGAUUUGAGUCUAUCUGCUUUUCGUUUAUCCCUCGUAUUAAGAACACUAUCGCGGACUCCUUAGCAAAGGAUGCUCUGUUUGAUCAUGACUGUCUUUACCAAGUUUAA